UCAAACAUUCGUGUUACCAAACCCUCAGUUGAUCCUCGCGCAUCAUUGUUAGAACUCCCUCCGUCGUUAUAACAAAAAUUGAAACAUGUCUGUUCUUGUUCGAACAAUUCAAAGAGCUCAUAAUGUUCUCUCUCAAACAUUAGGUUUUAGUAACACCAGCAGUUACAUUGCUGAAUCAGUUACCAAAUCACCCUUUGAAUCCAACAUUUUGCGAAUUAUCCGAAACGAAAUGGAGUUUCUAGCUGAUAUCGCUCCUCCACACCAGGCUUACGAGAAGAAACUGUUGAAUAAUCCAUUGAGGGAUAUCAAAGUGCAAAAGCUUGUACUCAACAUCUCCGUUGGUGGUGAAAGUAGACAUCGUCUCACCAGAGCCGCCAUGGUUCUUCACCACCUUAGCGGUCAAACCCCUGUUCUCUCUAAAGCUAAGCACACCGUCCGUUCCUUUGGUAAUAGAAGGAAUGAAAAGAUUUCUUGCUACGUCACUGUUAGAGGCGACAAGGCAAUGCAGCUUUUGGAGAGCAGUUUGAAGGUCAAGGAAUAUAAACUGUUGAGCAGAAAUUUCAGUGAUACCGGUUGUUUUUGCUUCAGUAUUCAGGAUCAUAUUGAAUUGGGAUUCAAAUAUGAUCCUUCUAUUGGUAUUUAUGGAAUGAAUUUCUUUGUUGUCUUGGAGCGCCCUGGUAAUCGUGUGGGACGUCGUCCCCGUGGCAAGGCACGUCUUGGAAUCCAGCAUCGUGUCACAAAGGAUGAUGCCAUGAAGUGGUUCCAGGGUAAAUAUGAAGGUGUGAUCCUAAACAGGCCCGAGCUCAUUUAGUCGGAUCAGGCCAUUCUUAAGGACUGAGUUCUAAAUUUUGUUGAUUGUAGUUUGAUGUUUCUUGAAUCCGUAGUUUAAAUUUAAUCAUCGGUACGGAUAUUAUUCUUUACAUGUUAUGUUAGCUGUUUUACGUUUUCUCUAAAUAUUGAUAGUGUGCCAAUGUCGUCGAAUUCA
This is a messenger RNA of Medicago truncatula (barrel medic), 985 nucleotides long. Its product is annotated as 60S ribosomal protein L11. The record is from RefSeq and is a predicted model, not a curated record. Lineage: Eukaryota; Viridiplantae; Streptophyta; Magnoliopsida; Fabales; Fabaceae. The coding region runs from base 86 to 811 and encodes 241 amino acids. Gene Ontology annotation, molecular function: structural constituent of ribosome. The transcript is spliced from 4 exons. Gene Ontology annotation, cellular component: ribosome. Gene Ontology annotation, biological process: translation.